Messenger RNA from Brassicogethes aeneus, 1414 nucleotides. Lineage: Eukaryota; Metazoa; Arthropoda; Insecta; Coleoptera; Nitidulidae. The record is from the annotation of a GenBank genome assembly.
AACCUCAAUACAGUAGCAUUUUUAUCUCGGAAAAUAAACAUAUUUAAAACAGCCGUUAAAAAAUCUGCUGAUUUAGUCAAAAAAUUAUACUGACGCCUAAAACCGGUAGCACCGUUUUUACUAAAUGCAUACAAAUUCAUUAUCGCGUCUUUGUAGUGUUAAAAAUAUUAAUAAAACAACAAAUAUAAUAAAAAAUUAUACCUCUGGAACUAUGGGUGUUCCUCUUAACAAUAUUGUGAAAAAAUUAACGGCAAUUGCGCCGUUGAAUUUGGCCGGGACAUGGGACAAUGUGGGAAUGCUAGUUGAGCCUACAAGCAAUAAAAAUAUAGAUACUGCACUUUUAACAAUCGAUCUAACUGAGGACGUUGUUGAUGAAGCUAUCCGUUCCGAGGCUCAGCUCAUUAUUUCAUAUCAUCCAAAUAUUUUUCAGCCCUUGAAAAAAGUGACGCAAAGUCAUUGGAAACAACGAGUAGUAAUAAAAUGCAUUAAAAAUGAUAUAGCUGUGUUCAGUCCUCAUACUUCUUGGGACUCUAUUUCUGGGGGUGUAAAUGAUUGGUUGGGUUCUGUUUUUGAAACAAGAGAAAGUGCACCAAUCGAAAAAAAUGAAAAUGAUCCUACAAUAGGCAUGGGAAGAUUAUUAACGUUAAAAAAACCCAUGGCUUUGGAUGAAAUCAUCUUUAAAGUAAAAAUACAUGUUGGAAUUGAGCAUUUAAGGGUGGCAGUUGCUAGACAUAAGGGUUUAGAUUCUUUAAUACAUACUGUAGCACUUUGUGCUGGGUCUGGGGCCUCCAUUUUAAACGGAAUAAACGCAGAUUUAUACCUUACCGGAGAAAUGAUGCACCAUGAUGUGUUAGAUGCUGCCCAAAAAGGAACACAUGUUAUUUUAACUAAUCAUAGCGAUUCGGAGAGAGGUUUUCUUCGAACCAUUGUUGAUAAAAUAAAAAUGGACAAUUUGAAUGUUCUUUUAUCAGAAGUCGACAAAGACUGCCUUAAAACCAUGUAAUUUGUAAUUAAUAAUAAAAAUAUAUAAUAAUUUUAAUAUUUAUUUACAGCCUAACCUAUAAAGUAUUAAAUUUAGAAUCUGUGUGGCCUAAAUGGUUUAUCCACGUUAAAUAACUUGGGAUCACCCAGAUAGCAAGGUUCUUUAAGGUAUGUUGCCAUCAAACCUGCAGUUUGGGCCUUAACAAUUUCAGCUUCAACCAAUUUUUGCUGUGUCGAACAUAACCCUGUUAUAUGUUUGCCAUAUAUUCUUCCAGUGUACGGUGAUUGAAAUUGCGAUAUUAGUUUAACGUUUUUAUAGUCUGGAAUUAUGUUAUUCUUGCAGAGGAUACAGGAUUUCUUCUCUUUUUCAAAGGGAUUUUCCAUAUCAAAAUUAGGGGCAUCAUUUGAGUAUUGUAGGGUAACAACUCUAGAA